Lasiodiplodia theobromae is the source of this 909-nucleotide messenger RNA. RefSeq lists its product as uncharacterized. NCBI's taxonomy places the organism in Eukaryota, Fungi, Ascomycota, Dothideomycetes, Botryosphaeriales, Botryosphaeriaceae. The coding region runs from base 1 to 909 and encodes 302 amino acids. Gene Ontology annotation, biological process: DNA-templated transcription; regulation of transcription by RNA polymerase II. Gene Ontology annotation, molecular function: zinc ion binding; DNA-binding transcription factor activity, RNA polymerase II-specific; RNA polymerase II cis-regulatory region sequence-specific DNA binding. The record is from RefSeq and is a predicted model, not a curated record. Gene Ontology annotation, cellular component: chromatin. The transcript has a single exon.
AUGCGCAAGAUGCGCUGUGAUGGCAAUUUCCCCUGUUCGACAUGCGUGGCGCGGAACGCCGGAUGCGGUUUUGGUACGUCCGCUUCAACGUUACCCGUCGAGGAGCCCGGCAACGGCGACAAGGUGCAGCAACACAUCGACGCAUACUUCACUCAUUUCCAUCCCAUAUGGCCGUUUCUGCACAAGGCAACGUUCAACCCGGAUCAAGAGCCUGCUCUACUCCUUCAGUCCGUUAUCAUGAUCGGGCUGUGGACCAUGCAGGAUGAGACAGCCAAGGACGCCGCAAUCAAACUUCACGAGAAGUUGAUCGCAUCUAUCAUACAGCAGCAGGGCAGUUGGGUCAGCCCAGCAUGUGGCGAGCAAUCAGGCGGCAACAAUGAACCUUGGCCAGUGGGAACCUACCAAGGCAUUCUUCUGAACAUCAUUUUUGCUUUGCUGUUGAGUUCAGAAGAACAACGUACUCGCGGAAGCACCUGCAGGCUUGAUCUGAAAGCAGGAAAAAGUAUUUCUCCUUCCGAGGACAAAUACCGGAUUAUGGUGGCUCUCAUCAAAAGCUGUCUUCAGCGCGGCAUGUUUUUCUAUCCCGACAUGCUUGCACAGUUCAAUGGUCGCAGUAGCAACUUCAUCUUUAUCUGGGUGGGUGUUGAGGAGGUUAAGCGCCUCGCUUUGACACUCUUUCACGUAUGGUCAACAUGCAGCGAGGGCUCGGAUGCAGAGGGUGACAAACUGCUGUCCACAAAAGACCUCAAAUUCUCAAUGCCGGAGCAAGAUAUUCUCUGGGUUGCUCCCUCUGAUGAAGAUUUACUACGCCGCCUUGAGAGGGGGAUGGGGAAUGGGACAGCAAUGAAAAACGGCGAGGAACACUGGAUUGCGCAUCAGUUCAGAGAGGGCAAAGGCCAACAGGCUUAA